GGAUUAUAUCUUGUGUGCAAAAUGCGCGGAUGUAGUGACACUUGGUGCGUUAGAAGUUUCCAAGUGUGGGAGAUGUGAAUUUAGGUUUUAGUCCAAAAGUUGUUGGAAACAUUGACUGGUGCUGAUAUUUAUCAAAUAUAGAGUCAAAACAGUUAGAUAAAAUGGCUAGGAAUACAUCACUCUACCUCCGACUUGGGGAAGGCAAAGAUCUACCUGCAAAAGACAUAAAUGGGAAGAGUGAUCCAUAUUGUGUGAUAAAGGUCGACAAUGAAGAAGUUGCAAGGACAUCAACCCAGUGGAGAACAUUAAAUCCAUUUUGGGGGGAAGAAUAUAUACUACAUCUUCCCUUAGGCUUUCACAAUCUGACUCUAUAUGUUUUCGACCAAGAUUUUAUGAGGCUAGAUGAGAGUAUUGGGAAAGUGAUGUUGACUCGGGAAACACUGAUGAACUAUCCUAAAGGUCUGGAGAAAUGGUGGGGUUUGACACGUGUUGACAAGGACACAGAGGUCCAGGGAGAAGUACACCUAGAAGUUGGACGUUACAAUUGUGAUGGGAAACACUUUGUGAAAGUUAACAUACUCUCAGCCAGGGAUUUAGCAGCCAAAGAUUCAUCAGGAACUGCAGACCCAUAUGUCAAAGUCUCAUUCCACGAUUUUCAUCAUGAGACGAGAAAAAUCGAGAAGACGAGAUUCCCAACAUGGAAUGUCGAGUGCAGUUUUGAUGUCGAUGCUCUUGCUGGUGCUAAAGAUAAAGUAAAAGUGGAAGUCUGGGAUUGGGAUCGCCUUGGGGAGGAUGAUUUCAUGGGACAAGUAGAAUUUCCACUGUCAACUCUAAGUGUAAACUCAACUGUGAGACAAUGGUUCAGACUUUCACCAAGAUGCUCCCAUAAGGAUGAAGAAAAUUCCAAAUUAGGCAGUCUGAGAGUGAAAGUGAGGCUCAUGGAAGAGAGGAUCUUACCUUCAGAAUAUUACAAACCACUUAUAGAUUUGCUAAUAAAUUCUACAAAUAUUACUCAGGAUGUGUCGGAGUACCCUACGCCUUUAAUCAUGUUAGAUGAAGUGGCAACUCUAGAUAUGUUAGACAUUGCUAACACGUUAGUGAGACUCUAUUUGGGACAAGGAAAGAUUGUGGCUUAUCUCCAAGUCAUCUGUGCACAUGAAAUACAGAAAACAAAGGAUCCCAAUACACUUUUCAGAGGAAACAGUCUUGCAACAAAGUCUAUGGACCAAUUUAUGAAGAUAGUAGGUCUACCAUACCUUCUAGAGACACUCGGACCAAUCAUAGAUCAGAUGUAUGAAGAGCAUAAAAUUAUUGAGCUCGAUCCAUCUAAGAUCUGUACAAUCAAACGGAGAUAUAGUCUGAUCAACCAACGACAACCAGACAGAGAGAUCAUUGAACAAAGUGCAGAUACUCUACGUGGUUAUAUAACAGAUAUGAUAAGUCGAAUUAUGAACUCAGUGACGCGAUGUCCAUCUGUGAUGCGAUUGGUUUUCCAGCGUCUAAUGAGCAGCGUCAUAGAUAAAUGGCCCGAGGAGGAAUGGAGGGACCACAGAUUCCUCUCUGUGUCUGGCUUUCUGUUUCUACGAUUCUUCGCUCCAGCUGUGUUAUCACCGAAACUGUUUGCGAUGCGUGACGCACACCCUGACGCGCGUCUUAGCCGGAGCCUCACUUUGGCUGCAAAGGUCAUUCAGUCGAUUGGGAACCUUGGUGUACAGAUUGGCCCAGCAAAAGAAAAGUGGAUGGAACCUCUACAUGAUUUCAUCAAACUCUGCGUGCCUGACGUCAAGGAAUAUUUACAACGUGUUUGUGAAGUUGAUGGGAAGGCUGAGCAUAUCACUGGAUUGUAUCGCAGACGGAGUACUUUCCACCCAUCAGUCAUAAUGAAGGAGGGAUAUUUGGAAAAAUACAGAGAUGGUGUCAAAUCAAACAAGUCUAAGAAUCUCCUGAAAAUAUUCAAACAACGAUAUUUCUGGUUGAAAUAUGAGAGUCUCACAUACACACAUAAAUCAUCAGACCAGGUGCGGAAUACAAUCAGCACUUGCAAUAUUGUUGGCGUUGAAAAAGUUGACAAAAACGCAUUUGGAAAAAAUCACAUAGGUCAGAUUAUCUACAGAAACUCAGAUGACGAUGCUCAAUAUGCACAGGGCAAACAAGGGUCAAGGUCAGAUUGUAAAAAAACAGCUGAGCCAUUUGAGACUUUGUAUUUCCAAGCAAAGAAUGUGAAUGACUUGUCCUCUUGGAUUUCUUCAAUUCGCAAGACAUGUAUCACAAACACGUUUCUGCUUGAAUACUAUCAUCCAGGAGCCUUUUCUGGCAACAAGUGGACCUGCUGUCUAACAAAACUGAAAUCUGCUGAUGGCUGUUGUAGAACGCACUGUAAAGCAACCCUAGGAGACUGGAGAGACCCCUUAGACCCAGAUGUAGACGCACAACUAGUCUAUUCUCAGUUACAACGAGCGGCAGAUGUUUUCAGGAAAAAGUAUACAGAAACAGCAAUCGAAGUAACAGAAGACACUCAACAUAUGUCACAAAAUAGUGAAUGUGUGUCAAAGGAUACUCAACAUGUGUCACAGGAAACUGAAUGUGUGUCACAGGAUAAUAAAGAUAUGUCAAGGGAAACUGAUACAACAAAUGCAAACAUUUCAAAUACUGAAAAUGCAAAUGCUGAAAGUGCAAAUGCUGAAAAUGCAAAUACUAGUCAUGAUGUCCGCACAAAUUCACAACGAGACAUUUUGCUGGGACGUUCAAUAUCAUAUAAAGAUGCUCAAAUGGGAGCUGUUGCGGAACUCCUCGAUGUCAUAUCAGACUUGGAAAAAAUUCAUCAGAUUUUUGAACGCAAAGAAAUGGAAGAAAAACGAAAAAGUAUUCAAACUAGCUAAAACCUAUAUACCAUGAAUCUCCAAAAGCUAGCCUGAGUCUAUAUAAUACCAACUAACUAUUCCUGAUGGUACAUUGUUUAAAUGCUCAGAGUAUCUUAAUGAUCUCCAUGAAUGUUCAAAUUAAUUUUAAAUUGGUAGGGAGAACCAUGAUUUUAUGAAAGCCAGUAAAUAUAGGUCACAGUUCAAUUUAUCAUGUUUGGUGAAAGUAUAUUAAAAUAUCAC
Messenger RNA from Owenia fusiformis, 3101 nucleotides. Lineage: Eukaryota; Metazoa; Annelida; Polychaeta; Sabellida; Oweniidae. The record is from the annotation of a GenBank genome assembly.